GGGCUGGGUCAGAGUGGGUUCCAUGUGAGGUAUGGGCAGGGUCAGGAUUGGGUCAAGAAGAGGUCAUGGCUGGGUCUGAGAGAUGUCAGGACUGGGCAAAGGUGGGGGAGAGGGGGAGAGAAUGAUCAGGGUAGAGAAAGCGCAGGGUCAGAGAGGGGCCAGAAUAGGGCCAGGGUUGGGCAGGGCUGAACCAGCACUGGGGCACCAGCAUUUCUGAGAUCAGUUCUUACAGUUUCUGGAAGGCCUGAGAUCUGAAUUUAUAAUUCCCUCCUUCCACCUGCCCCUACCCCACCCCACUCCCGGGGCCUUUCCUGAAUUGAUUUCCUCCUUUUAUUCCCUUUUCAAGUUCAGUACGUCUCUCCACUGUCUCUGUCUUUCUUCACCUUUUCCUGAGACCUCAGGGACCUAUUCUCUGACCUCAAAGACCUCCAAUCCAGGCUUGCGUUCUCUCCAUCCUUUCUUUUGGCUCGUGUGGUAGACUUUUGAGAAACAAACAAACAAGCAAACAAAUAAAAAAGAAAGGAAAAGAAAAGAAAAGAAAAAAGAAAAAAGGAAACCCGCAAACUUUUAUGUCUUUAAUUACACAAAUAUCCAUCUAACUCCUCAACUGUCAAAGGAGACAAUGAUAAUUCACAGGAUUGUCAUAAAGACGAAGUGUAAAAGCAUCGAGAACCCAUUGUAAUAGAAACCUGUUGAAUUUUUUGCACUUCACAGAUACUGAUUUUGACUCUCAAAGACACUUUCUCCAUCCUCCAAAGCUCGUGCCUGAGUCCUAGACCCAACCUUCUCUGAAAUCCAAAUUGAGAGAUGCCACAGGACAGGAAGGAAUUACUAUACAUAGAUAACCAUGGAUGUGUCUACCAGUUCAUACACCCAUGCAUUCAAUCGUUACCAUUUUAAAAAAUGUUUAUUUUCAUUUUUGAGGAGGGGGAGGGGCAGGAGAGAGAGAGAAUCCCAAGCAGGCUCCGCACCAGCAGUGCUGAGCCUGAUGCGGGGCUUGAACCCACGAACAGUGAUCAUGACCUGAGCUGAAAUCAAGAGUGGGAUGCUUGGGGCGCCUGGGUGGUUCGGUCGGUUAAGCAUCCGACUUCGGUUCAGGUCACGAUCUCCUGCUUUGUGAGUUUGAGUCCCGCGUCAGGCUCUGUGCUUACAGCUCAGAGCCUGGAACCCACUUUGGAUUCUGUGUCUGCCUUUCUGCUCCUCCCCUGCUCAUGCUCUGUCUCUCUGUCUUCUUCAAAAAUAAUAAACAUUCAAAUAAAAAAUUAAAAAAAAAAAGAGUGGGACGCUUAACCAACCGAGUCACCCAGGUGCCCCUCAAUUGUUACCUUUUUACUUUAACAACCAGCAAAGGCUCUGUACCAGGUGAUGAAGGUACAGUGGGAAAAAGAAGAGAUCUGUUCUCUACCCUCAGGGGGGUCUGUUCGGUAAGAUGGGUAGGGAAAAAGUAGUGAGAUAAGGGAUGCCAGUGAAGGAGACUUGCGUGUUGCACUGAUAAGGGAGCACUUGGUGGGCGACCUUGCCAAGAACUGAAGUUGAAGGGUGAAUUGAAGUUGGGCUGGGCUGGGAGGCUCAGGAUGGGAGAUGUGGGUGGAGUGACGUGGGAGGUGAGAUCUAAAGGGUGGCCAAGGCAGUCUGGGCACAGGUGGGAGAAAGGUGCCCCAGGCAGAAGGAGCAGCCUGGACUGCUUCUUGAAUUGCUGAGGUAGGAAAGCUCGCGGUGUGAGAGGAACCCUGUGAAGUCUCGUGUGGCUGGAGCGGACAUGGUCUCUUCCUGGGAGGAGGACCGCAAGUUCAUCCUGCGGGGCUGGUCUCUGGUCUUCAGCAUCCUCGCAACCCUGAUGAUGCUCAGCGUGGUGGAUGGACGUCUGGCGUACUUGCAGGGCUCUUACACUGGCUACCUGGGCUUCUGGACAGACUGCAGGAAGCACAAGUGUGUCAGCCUGGGCCAAGUCACCGUUCUCAUCCAUAUGAGCAUGGGCUUCAUGAUGCUGGCCCUGACCCUGUGUCUCAUCCUCCUCCCCUUCAUGUGCCUCUCCUUCCGGCCAGUCUUCCGACGCCUUACUAAGAUCGACCUUGUCUUCAGUUCUCUCAGCUUCAGCACUGGGUUCCUGAUCGUUCUCAGUCUGACGCUCUUUGUAGUCAACUGUGAGACGCUACACCCGAGGCCACAAGUAUCCUACCUGGUGACCACCUACCUGUGCUGGGGCGCCGGCGCCUUGAUGCUGUUGGCCGGAGUGCUGAACUACUUAAACCACUUGGGCAUGUGGGGCAGAAGUUCGCCCUUCAUGGAGCGGCGUCUGAGCUGCCGUCGGUGGGUCUCGCAGCAGAACGCUCAGAGACGCGCGUCCGAACUGCAGUCCGACGCGGACCGCAAGCUCAGCCGGGACCUGUCCAGUGCAUUCACCCCCGAGGGGCGCCCCCUCGAGCCUCUCUAAACAGUUGCACCCGAGCUUCGCAGGAAACUGACCGGUAACCGCAGCCGCAUACCGGGCCCGCCCCCUCCGUCGUGGCAACGCGCCGGAGAAUAGACCUCCCUUCGAGGGCCCGCUCCCAAAGAACAGGCCGUGCCUUCUGAGGACAGGCGACAAACCCCCACCCCUCGAGCCUGGGGUUUCCCUUUUCGGCUCUGUUCCCGCGCACCGAGUCCUCAACCUGCCUUCCCUCCUGCAGCGCGACACCGCCCCCUCCAGUUCUGUGCGCGGCGUGCCGCGCUCCGGGCUGGUGUGGCCCCGCCCCUGAGCCUAGCUAGGGCCCGCCCCUGGGUGGUUGGGCCUCUUAGGCCACGCCCCGAAGUUGCACUCCAUGGUCUCGACACCUACCCCUCAGAGGGGGAGCCCCGCCCCUGGAUACCCAGUCGGGACCGCGGCCGGUCACAACAUUCACCGCCUCUGGAUGUAGCUCCGCCCUUCUGCGGAACAGGCCCCUCCCAGAAAGGCGUGGCCUGCAACCACAUUCCCCUCCCCCCCCCACUUCCGGACUUCUCUGCCACAAUAAAACCUGGGUGCCUCACAA
Molecule: messenger RNA, 3011 nt
Organism: Panthera uncia (snow leopard)
Lineage: Eukaryota; Metazoa; Chordata; Mammalia; Carnivora; Felidae
Exons: 5
Coding region: 1760-2434 (224 amino acids)
Cellular component (GO): plasma membrane
Source: RefSeq, a predicted model, not a curated record